Messenger RNA from Ilyonectria robusta, 462 nucleotides. RefSeq lists its product as uncharacterized. The record is from RefSeq and is a predicted model, not a curated record. The transcript has a single exon. Lineage: Eukaryota; Fungi; Ascomycota; Sordariomycetes; Hypocreales; Nectriaceae. Bases 174 to 341 code for a protein of 55 amino acids.
ACACAGCAUUGCAUUACUUGGCAGACGAUGAUUUGACUGGCAUCUGGUUCUGCACAGAGAGACGCCAAAUAUUCUAUCAACUAUUGGGCAAUUACAGAUGCAGGGAGGACAUCAAUUUACCUAACAAAGCAGGCAAAACGGUGGCGGAACUGAUCCUGGAUGAUAAUGGACGCAUGGAAUCUGAUAAAGACAGAUGGUGUGAUUUCAUGAAGGGCGUUGAACUUACGGCUACAGAUGGAAAGGGGAGAACGGCGAGGGAGGUCGCGGUAGAGGGCGAAUUGAACAAGAGGGACUUCUAUCACGCAAUAGAUGAACUCGAGAGGGGCGAAGCAGAGGCAUGAAAGAAAGUUGCUACUAUAGAUAUUGACUCUCCAUCUCAGUAUCAGUGCAUCUAGCCGACCCCAUUGGGAAAAAUGAAGUCAGGAAGCAUCUUGCAAUAGGGAGAAUACCGACUGGCAAUAA